Molecule: messenger RNA, 2186 nt
Organism: Andrographis paniculata
Lineage: Eukaryota; Viridiplantae; Streptophyta; Magnoliopsida; Lamiales; Acanthaceae
Exons: 9
Coding region: 589-2004 (471 amino acids)
Source: RefSeq, a predicted model, not a curated record
AGUAGAGUAGAGGUGCUUGAACCUUCAAAGCAUGCCAUUGCUCCGCGAUCACCCAGAAUUCAGCAAUACAUACAAACCUCUGUGAGUAUAUACAAAGAGACAAAGACAGAGGGUGGAGAGUUGAUGCUAGAAUUGAAUCCUUCAGAUUCUAUGGAUCUUGAAAUUCGUGGCAGUGUCAGCUUCCACUAUAACUCUUGUGUUUGCAUUUGCUGCUCAACAUCAGCAACAUUGUCCGCGUCUGCUCAAAUGGCGUCCUCUAAUCCCUCAAUUAAUCAUCCUUUGAGUUAUUUAAUCCCCGAAGUUUUUGUUUCUUCACGCGAUCACGAUGAUGAGAUUGCUUGAUUGUUAAAUUCCCUGGAUUGCCCUAGUUUUUGUUGGUUUUCUCGAUUAUUUCGCUUAAGACCCUUCUUUUUUUUUUUUUUUUGGGUGCUGAUUUCGGGAGAAAUUGAUUGAUGUUCGUUGUCGCGUAUUGACACAAUUUCAGCAACCGUUUUGUUGUUUUCUGAAAAAGCUGGGAGCAUUUACUCACUUUCAACAGACAGUGUGCGAUUGCGGCGAGGAGCUCUAUUUCUUCAUCUUUUGAGAGAAAUGAGUUGUGUCUUGUUGCCUGGUUUAGGUAAUCAGCAGACGGCGAUGAGGAUGGUGAGUGCUGCAGGAAGCGGUGCAUCUACCUUAGCCAUCAACUCUCUCGGGAGUAGCUUAAGGUAUGAUUUAGAUGGUCGUGGUGGAUUUAGGAGUGGUUAUGGACAAGUAAAGUUGAAUUGUAUGAUCGGUGCAACAAUUAGAAAUUCUGCAGCAAAGAGGAUGAGCUUUGGGGUUUCCCCUAUGGCUUCUGGUGUGACCAAGUCCCCCAGUGUUGCUAAAGCUGAGAUUUAUAAGAAGGUGCUCGAGGAUGCUAGAGAUAAAUUUACCCAGGAGAUUUCUUUCCAGUCUAAGGAUAAAGAUAUAUCUCUCGCAAAGGCUUUGCUUUAUGUUGCUGCUGAAGACGAGGCAUUUUUGGCAUACAAUCGAGAGGUAGACGCACAUUCAAUGCAUAUCGAGAGGGAGAAUGCGUUACCACUGUCUGACUUCCAAGAGUGGCAGGGUGUGGAGGAUAUGCCAAUCAGCGGAAAGAAUCUGAAUAAGUGGUUGGCUGAGCUUGACGUUAUAGCAAAGGAAGUUGCAGCUGAAUUAGUUUCUCGAGAGAUAGGAUGUCAUUUCGUAGAAGUUGUGGAGGCUGUAAACAGAGUCCUCUUUGAGUUUAGAGGUUUUAAAAGGUUACCUGUGCUCGUUGAUUCAAAGUAUUCAUAUCUACACUCUGCGUUAAGCUCUGGAUGUGCCAGCGGAAUUUUGCUUAGCGUGAUUUACAUUGAAGUUUGCCAAAGGCUUAAUCUCGUCAUUGUGGGGUCUCGCGUUGGGGAAGAUUUUUUGAUAUGGCCUCAAACCGGGAAUCCCGAGGAGUUAUUCAAAGUAACAUCCGGACACAGCUUGUUUGGGGUGGUCAAUGGAAAGUGUGUUGAUGAUCCUCGAUGUAGGGCUUCGGACAUAACCAGCAACUCACUUUUAGGGCUAGAUAUUGCAACAAAUAGAGAUAUCAUUGGGAUUGCAUUGGCUAAUUUAGUUAGGCUUUACUGGAAACGAGCCUCAAGAAAACAUUAUGGGUUGAUGCUGACUUCUCCGCUUAGGUCCACUUACAAUGAUGGAAAAUUCAACAGCAGCAAUAGUGCAUGCCUUCCUUUGUUAAGGUCCCAGGAGCUAAGGCUUGCGAUAAUGGCUUCAGAGCGGUUUCUAAUCCUUCAGCCACAUGAUUGGACCAUGAGACGCGAUCAUGGCAUGAUGCUAUACUAUAACAGGGAGUACGAGGCUGCAGUCCAAGAGCUCAGCAUCUGUAUGGCCUUUGCACCCGAAGAGGAGGCUGAGGUUCUAGAGCCUUUCGUCGAGAAGUUGCACUUGAUGCGACUGGAAGCAUCAUGGAAAUCCUUCGAACCGAAAGGCACAGUUAACCUUCCCUUGAACUUGAAUUGAAUGAAUUCCUUCAAAUCUAUUAUUGCCUUCUUUAACUGUCAGCUUACAUAUUAUCUCCUCUUACAAGAUCUUAGCCAAAGUGAGUUGUAUAUAUUAUCCAGUCCUUGAAUAUUUAAACCUCAAACAAUCAAUAUACAUACAUAUGAGAUAGAGCAGUUUAACAAUGGCAUAUCUGGUUUUCA